GCGCGAAAUUUCCUGGCAAUGAAUGUGUUCUACGCUUGGCAGUCAGUGCGGCGCAUUUCGAGAACCGCAACAGUCUUGUCAAGAUCUCUUUCGACCUGUAAAAAGGCAAAACCAAUCAAAAUGGCACUGAAAUCACCGAUGAUGAAGUUCUACAACUGCUACGAGGUACCGGCCUUCGGUCUCGGUACAUGGAAGUCGGAGCCUGGGAAAGUUGCUCAGAUUGUUAAGGACGCGAUUGAUGUCGGAUACAGACACAUUGAUUGUGCCUUUAUCUAUGGCAACGAGAAAGAAGUUGGCGAAGCGCUUAAAGCGAAAAUGGAUGAGGGUGUUGUGAAGAGGGAGGAGCUUUUCAUUACGAGCAAGCUGUGGAACACUUUUCACCGACAGGAUUUAGUCGAACCUUCCCUUAAACAAUCUUUGAAAGAUCUAAAUCUCGAGUACUUAGACCUCUAUUUAAUUCACUGGCCAAUGGCGUACAAAGAAGGAGAUGAUCUUCAGCCAAAGAAUAAGGAUGGCACUUUUGCCAUGAGCGAUGUGGAUUAUCUGGACACGUGGAAAGGCAUGGAGGCUGUAAUGUGCAAGGGACUCACCAAGAACAUUGGUGUUAGCAAUUUCAAUUCUGAGCAAAUAGAGAGGCUAUUAAAGAACUGUACCAUCAAACCAGUUACGAACCAAAUUGAGUGUCAUCCAUACCUCACCCAAAAGAAGCUCUCGAAUUUCUGUGCUGAAAGAGGCAUUCUGGUUACUGGCUACAGCCCUCUCGGUUCACCCGAUAGACCAUGGGCUAAACCUGAAGAGCCAAAAUUGCUGGAUGACCCUAAACUGGGUGAAAUUGCGAAGAAGUAUAACAAAACGCCUGCGCAAAUACUGAUUCGAUACCAGUUGGACCGUAAUCACAUCGUUAUUCCCAAAACAGUUACCAAAGCCAGACUUACAGAGAACAGCCAGGUCUUUGAUUUUAAACUUUCUCCGUCAGAUAUUGCGUGUAUCGAUACUUUCGACUGCGGUGGCAGAUUUGUUCCUAUGACUGGAACGGAGAAGAGUCCUUAUUUUCCCUUCCACAUUCCGUUCUAAAAGAGCUGAGUUAAGUUAAGAACUAAUAGGUACAAACAACUCCGAUUGUAAUUAUUUGCAGAAUAUUUUCUAUAUAUAUAUUUUUUACGUAAUAAAAUUCGUAUAAAAUAAA
Ceratina calcarata is the source of this 1186-nucleotide messenger RNA. Its product is annotated as alcohol dehydrogenase [NADP(+)]-like. The coding region runs from base 19 to 1074 and encodes 351 amino acids. Lineage: Eukaryota; Metazoa; Arthropoda; Insecta; Hymenoptera; Apidae. The record is from RefSeq and is a predicted model, not a curated record. The transcript is spliced from 5 exons. Gene Ontology annotation, molecular function: oxidoreductase activity.